GUGGAUCAAAAGUCGUGCCGAGGGGAGUGUGCGAGAAGACGAGGAUGACGACCCCGUUCAGAGUUGCUCUCAAUGAAUCAGGAAACGUAGAUCGUUGACAUCUCCGCUAACUAGAUCUAAUUUCGAAUUUGCUCUGUUAAGAUAAAGAGCAAGAGAGAGUCUACCGAGAGAUACAACAAAAAAGAUAAGCUGAUAAGAGAUAAUAAAAGAAAUCGUUACGACGACCAUUAGUUCUGGAGGGCAAGACAUAAAUAGAUGAAGGGGGGAAGGAAUGAGUGAGGAAUAAGUGAAAAAAGGAUGAGAAAGUGUCAUUCAAAAUUGUGGAUAAAACACGAAAAGAGUAUAGCUGGAUUGGCGUGUAAAGGAGUGCGAAGAACUGAGAUUAGAGAGCAGCAAUCAGAGCUGAGGGGGUGAGUUUCGUUUUUUUUUUACGAGGAUGAUUGGAAUCGUCGAGAGAUGAACUUGCGACUUACGUACCGAGCGUAAAGAAAAACGAAUUUUUGUGGAAAAUAUAGAAGAGUGGAGUGAAUAAACUGAGAAAAGAAAAAUCGGAAAAGAGGGAUAGCGAGCGCAGUUGGACGAACCACUUAUGAAGAGGGGCUAAGAUAUUAAUCAACUGAAUCUUAUUUUUUUGUAUUUCUACCUUUUCCCCUUCUCGUGCUAAGAAAUUCCCGAUUGUACAUCGGUCACGUGGAUCAGACAUGACCAAGAUAAGCUCUUAGUGACAAAAAAAUAAUGGCAAAUGUGAAAGAUAAAGAAGAGGGAUGAAAUGUCGAGCAAGUGGAAAACGACUAAGGAUCAAACGCAUUAACGUGUUGGAAAUUUAUUUUUAUGUAGAUUAACGAUGAUUAAUUAAUGAAUGGCGAAAGUAACACUUUGUUUUCUUAUCAAAGAAAGUAUAAGUUGUAUAAGUUGGGAAGAAAGAGAAUAAAUACAGUAAGUUCUAAAGAAGCAAACUCGAAAAUUAAAAAGAAGAUAGAGAAAGAAAAACGCAGGAGUGAAUAAAUGAAAGACAAUAACAAAAUUAGCAUAAUUUAAGCAUGAAAUUUUCGGCUGUGCCAUACGUAGACUAAUCACGAAUGGAAGCAGUUUUCAACGGAGAAGAGGAGGUAGUAAACAAAGAAAGGAAAAGAAAAAGAAAAGAACGAGAAAAAAUUUUUUAGGUGAAAAAUCUCUUGAUAGGAUUAAUUGUAAGACGUGAAAUUCUACUGAUCGCGUUGAUUAAAAUAAGUAUAAUUAGUUCUAAGAAAAGUGAAAGACACGGUAAAAAAGACUGAAGAAGGUAAAGAAAAGUAGAAAUUUUUAAGAGAGAGACAACUGCAAGAUUAAGAAGUAGUGACGUGGAUCGAAGAUCGAGGAGGAAAAAUGAACGCGCGUCUGCACGAGAUGGAAGAAGAAAGACGAGGAGGUAAGGCGAGAGAAGAGGAUGGAAACAUCAUUCUCGGUGAUGGUCGUCAACAACGGGGUCGUUGCUCCGAUCUCCGCGACUGGAUCGGCAAGGCGUCGGGUUACGUCGGUGUCGAUGCGCGUCACAUGGCAAGAGGAAACGGGAUCGAUUUUCCGUCACGCGAAUUGCUGAAACCACCGCCGUCGUCUUAUGGUCCAGCGAUCGCGUUUAGCAACGUCAAUGUCUUACCCGGCAAUAUUGCCGCACCCUCUUCCAGCCUUACGUCACACGCUGGCGAUAAUACUAGAUCACGAGCUUGCGAUAUCGGGACGACAUCUUGCUCCACGAUGAGAUUUCCGUAUGCGUCUGGGCUGAGUUGCAACGUGGCGUGUAGUAAUGCACCAGCGACGUCGUGCAAUAUCGCGUCAGCAACGUGCAAUGUCGCUUCAGCGGGCGCCGAUUGCGACGAUCCGGUGGAAACAAGGUGGUUCCGUAACGACGGUCACUUGGCCGACCCGCAGUCGGGGACUCGCGCGGCGAAUACGGCGGCCUCGAGGACUUGCCAGCUUGGUCCGAUUGACGUUGAGGACCUCGCGAUGUACUUUGAUCCACCGACGGACGGCUGCAAACCGCUUUCGGCGGGUAAUCGCGCGAUCUACUCGAGGAGAUCGCGAUACGCGCAGGCCGCAAGGAUGGACCAACCCCGAGAGUAUCGUCGCGAUCUGGAUUUCCGUGAUCUACCCUCUUGCGAUUUAGCGCCUAACCAUUUACGAACUUGCGACAUGGGUCCCAGCACUCUGGGAUAUUGCGAUCUAGGGUAUAGCGAUUUACGACUACGUGACUCGCCAUUUUGCGAUCCGAGACUUAGCGACUCGCAAUUUUGCGACGUGAACUCUCAUGCCGCACACCCGUGUGAGGAGCAGCCGCGCGAAUCGGGCCAAUACGAUCUAGGACAAGGCGGUCCAGGACCAGGCAAUUGGUUUUGCAACAACUGCCCGGAACUGUUCAAUUUCUGCAGCGAGGACCGGUGGCUACAGUGCCCGGCGAGCGAUCGCUGUCCCCUUUACGACACCUCGUACGCUUAUGGCACACCCGUCUUGCCGCCAUGUAUGUACGAUAAUGGUUACGAUGAUAAUGAUAACUUGCAUCACGGCUACGUGGAGGACGAACAGCUCCUCGAGAAUUACUUGAGCAAUGAGAAGAGGAAAGAGAGGUCCCGCGAUGCAGCGCGCUGCAGACGCAGUAGGGAGACCGAUAUCUUCACCGAACUCGCGGCCGCGCUUCCGGUCGCGCCGGAACAGGCAGCGCUUUUAGAUAAGGCCAGCGUAAUGAGACUGGCAAUUGCUUUCCUCAAAGUCCGGGCCAUUGUGGAUUCCAUUCCAGUUUCGCUGGCCAAAUCCGAGUUGUCCGCAAAGACGGAUAAACUAUUUCCAAAAGCUCUCAAUGGCUUUAUGUUAGUACUCUCCAGUGACGGCAAUAUGGUCUACCUGUCAGAGAACGUCAGAGAUUAUCUCGGAGUGUCACAAAUGGACAUGAUGGGACAAAGUGUAUACGAAUACAGUCAUCCCUGUGACCAUGAUGAAUUGCGCGAGUGCCUGUCUUCGAAGUCGACGGAUACCGAUGAGAAACGUGGCCGCAACUUCUUCUUGCGGCUCAAAUGCACCCUCACCAACAAAGGCAGGAAGGUUAAUCUGAAGAGUGCUUCUUACAAGGUGAUUCAUUGCACUGGCAGACUGACAAACAUUCGCGACUCAAACGUGAAUUCCAUGGAAGUUGAUAGUGAAGAACGACAAAAAGAGGAUGAGGACGCGGUACAAGACACGGGUAUUUCUCUGGUGCUCGUGGGUAGCCCUAUACCCCAUCCCAGUAACAUCGAGAUACCUUUAGGACGCUAUACCUUUUUGUCGAAGCACAGUCUCAGUAUGAAGUUCACCUAUGCCGACGAGAAAUUGGCCGAAUACUUUGGCUGGAACAGCGAGGAACUGAUGGGUCAAUCAGUCUUCGAUUUUUAUCACAUACUCGACAAUCUGCGGCUAAAUAAGUGCUUCAAAUGCCUGUUCAGCAAGGGCCAGUGCGAGACCGAGGCGUACAGAUUUCUCAGCAAGCAAGGCGGCUAUGCCUGGGUCGUUACCCAGGCCACUCUGAUCCACUGCUCUAAACAGCAGAAGCCGAUCUCCGUCGUCUGCGUCAAUUACAUCCUAAGUGGGAUCGAGCACGAGGAUGAAGUGUACAGCGCGCGCCAACUGGCCGUGCAUGACAGCGGUGCCGAUUUGGUGAAGAUAGAGAAACCAUUGCCGGUUUUGGUGCCGAGCGGUGGUGGUGCCGUGUCGACGACGGACUCGAGCCAGGUAUCACUGAACGACGAGGAGGAGACUCUCGCGGAGGAAUCGGCCAUCGACGACGAAUCCAGGAGCGACGAUCGCCCGUUCGCCGUCACCGCGUCGAUCUUUCGCUCGGCCAACGGAAAAACCGGCUGCAAAGACGUUUCGCAAAAGGACGGCGCCUUGCCGAAACACGUCCAGGAACAAAAGGCGUUCGUGCAAGCUCUUAAGGAGUCCCUGGAGGAGUCGAUUAAGGAAUCGCUCAAGGAGAACGACGAGCCGGCAGCGGCGGACUGCCGACAGUCCCUCACUAAGAAGACGUCCUUCAUCUUUCAGGAUAAACCGACGGUGGUGCGCGAUUCCUCGGACAGUGCUGGACACCGUGAUCGUCCGCAGUCGGUUACGAGGCAUCUGUUUGCACCGCUCGUGCAGCAACAGGAACAGCAGCAGCAACAACAGGAACAGCCGCAAUUAUCCUGCCGACCGCAAACGGCCACAGCGAGCAUUUUCGCGCCUCGCACCGAGGACAUGAACAAGGGCUUCUUGUAUUUCAGCGAGGAUCAUCCGGGUGUCACCAUGUUGAAGGACGAGCCGGAUGACCUGACACAUCUCGCACCCACGGCUGGCGACGUGUGCGUACCCUUGGAAGAUACUCCCUUCCUGUCAGACAUGCUGGACGAAAUUUUCAGUAACGAUCACUACAGCUGUCCUCUGCUGAGUCCGGGCGACCCUCUGACACCGGAGCUGCGUUCCGCGGAUCUCUCAGGAUCCCUUAAGGACGCAGAUCUGGUGGACGCUACUAGCAGGACCAAGGACGCGGUUGAUCGUCUGGCCGAUAGCGAUCCCUUCAUGUACGGCGACUCGCCCGGAAGUCCCUGCGGCAUCGACCCGAGCGCCGUGUUGCCGUCCCUCUCAAAGUAUCGGCAGAGUCCUGAGCGCAGCAUGGACUCAUUAGGUAGUCCUACAGGAGGUAGUGGCGGCGAUGGGCUUUCCGAGGACGAGAUGCUUAUGUUAGGUAUCAGCGACAGCAUAGGCGAUGAAGAGUUGGCACUCAGAGCCCCCUAUAUUCCAAUGUCAGAUCAGGACGAAGCGUUAGAGCUGCUCAUGAACGAUGACAUGGUCAUGUGGAGCUCGUCACAAUCUGCCGACAAAGUAUCUUCGAAAUGGCUACUCGACGAUCGAGAGCAACGUAAUUCUGAAUCCAGUCUGGCACAAUUGCUACGAACCGACCAAGCGGUAUCGCGGCGAUACAACGAUCACGGCGGAGGUUUGCUAAAUCCGACGCAAUUACUGGGGCAAACACCCAGAAAAAACACAAUCUUCGAGUCCGAUCGAUGGUCCUCUAAUCAGGAACGCCCGAAUAAACGCAUUCACUCCGGAUUUAAUAUGGACUCCGAAAGCGAGUACAAACGUCUUAAGUGCGACGACUCGUCUUUUGAGCGUAUAAAUCUCGAAGAUACUUUAUUAACGAAGCAACAGCGGCUAUCGACAACGCUUCACAAGAAGUCACUACCGAGUCUCGGUAAUACCUGUGGUAGCCAGCUUUUGCGUCGCCUCGUCUCGUCGCAAAUACCGAGCAUCGCAUCGCAGGCGACAACUUUAUCCGACAUUGAUGGCGAUAUUCGCGGUGACGGCGAACGUCGCCGCGGGGACAUUUUGAAGCAGCGCGCUCGCGUCCUCGACGAUCUCAUCGACCUCGUUGAGGCAGAGGGUGAUCGCGGCGGAGGAGGAGGCGGAGGCGAAAAUCGCAGCAGCAUCGACGAUGGCCUAGACAAGAUCGACACAACAAGCCGGAGGAGGAAUCCUUCCUGCGGCACUGGUGGCAGCAGUGUGCUAAUGAAUCUCCUGGUUUCCGGCUGCGACGAUCCUCUGAUCAAUUCCCGCAACGUACCAACUCUGUUACCAAGGAACCUGACGACCCCGUUGUCCGUCAACGUGGACAAUCAGAUGGUACCGCAUUGCGGGAACGCGGACGUCAUAUCCUUGCCCGACCACCUCAGUCCGGACACCAGGAAACACUUGAUCGGGCCCUUCACCGGCAACGGCGGAGACGGGAGUACAACUCCCAUAGUCUCACCCACGACGUCCGCGAUGGUGUCUUUCGAUGGCUUCGACUACGACGCAUCCGCGGGCCUGCUCGAAGUGGGACCAGAUGUACUCGGGAAUCUACUGCUCGGGGAUCGAAAUCUGGUGUGAUCCAUCGCAAUGUGAUUUAUAUGGGCACGCCAGAGGAUCGAUCGAUCGAUCAGGGAAAUUAGAAGCCGGAUUCGUUCAAUAUUUAUGUCUUUCGUAAGAAGUUCUUCUUUCAUUCCUUUUUUGUGACACGAUUUAAGUGUUGCUGCGAUAUAUCUUUACUUCUUCAUUGUAAUUAAAUUAUAAGUAAACUGCUGAUUAAUUUUCUAUUGUCGACGUCACACUCGAUUUCAGAGCCUGUGCAAUAUACUAAAUGCAGAAAUAGAGAGCGGAGAAAGAAAUUAGAGUGCGUUACGCGAGAUUUCAUGAGAAUCCUGCUUCUAAUUUCUGCGUGUAAAUAAAAUCAUUUAAUUCCCGGUGCUCUUUAAUAAUUUGCUAAGCUGAAGAUCCCAGAAACGUGGUAAACGCAGCGCAGUUUAUAUUAGGUGUUCAAAAAGACAUUCGAUUAAUGUAAAAGUGGCGCAACUCGAGAAGCUUAGAUUCAGAUUUAAUUAAUAUUUUUAGAGUGACCUUUUUUUACGAUGAUUUCUUCAAGUGGCAAUCGAUUCGCGUCAUUUCAACGAUCGAUACUUUUUUACAUUCUCCGAAAUUUGCGAGCGAAUGUUUAUCAAGUAUGUCAAUGGGUUUUUACAAAUUUAGACGAGGAAAUUAAUUUGUAUGUUCUGACGAGCUGCGUAGCGAGUUAAGUUUGGCAGGAUGAUGCUCUGUUGUAAAAAUGCGAGUCAUAUCUUUCAGUCGAGUCGAUCAAAGGUUAUACCGUUUUUAUGAUAAAGAAAUUUGUAAAAUUUUUGUGCAGAUAUUUAGUUAUUCUUCUAUCAUGUGUUUUAUAAACAUUACAUGUAUUAUAAUUCUUUUGAUUGUAUCGAAAUACGUUGGUAAAAUUGUCGAAAAAAAACACGUUUAAAGAAUAAUUCUGGUAAUUAAGAUUUAACGUUCUAGAAAAUUAUUUUCUAUUGCUAAUUUUUAAUUUUUGUUGCAAAUUUCUAUUCGAUUACUUUUAUUUGCUUUUACAAAAUAACGUUCGAUGCGGUAGGAUUUAGAAUGUAGGCAUAAUAAAGUUAAUAAAGUAUGCAUAAUUAUCGAGGAAAGUGGGAUAGUAGAUAAGAUGUUAUCUAAUAAUAAUAAUAAUAAUAAUAAUAAUUAUCGAACUUUAACGUGUUCAAAAAUUUACAAACAUCCAUAGAAAAACAAUCUCAACUUGAGAAAGAAAAAUAAAAUAAAUAAUUAUUUAAAUAUUUCUAACAGAAAGGAAAAUGUUAUAGCCUUUUAGCGGUUCGAUCUGUCUUUUCUAAAAGUUGUAUAUAAACGAGUGCAUUUAUACGCAUUGGCGUGCAAAUUUGCGUAUACGUAUAUUAUUAACUAAUUAAGUAGGGAAUUUAACGAAUAAAAUAGAAGAAAGAAGUAAUAAGUUGAGAGCGAUAUGUUGGGUUUCAGAAAGUAACGAGUGAUUAUCCCAUCAUUUCGAAAUUCAAGAAAGUAAUUAAAACAAAGAAAAGAAGCGUGGACAACUUCUCGAUAUUAGUUCCAUUUAAACAAUGCAAUGUCAAGAGCGGUGAACAAAAAGUAUUUUUGCGACAUCUUUUUGUACACAUCACAUAAUUUAAUUUUAACAUUCCUUUAAACAUCGCUUUGCAUAUUUUCAGAAUAAAAUAAAAAUGGAGCAAUAUUAGUUAUCAGAUCAUUUUUAUUUUUAAAAUCGAUAAAGCAUGACAAGUCGCGGCGUUGCUGCGAUUUUAGCGUUGCAUUCAAAUCGCUUUCGAAUUAGGAAGUCGCAAUACUGACAUUCUUGUCGCAUGUUGCUGACUACCAUUGUCUUUAUUGAUUGUUAUUGCGGUAAUUUCUACUAAGCUUUAACCAAGAUUCAUUUGUUGCUACUGCACCAUGAUUACUCGUUGCAUACAACUAAUAUCUUCUAUUUAGCAUUAUGUUUGUGACUGCAAUUUAUUACUGCAGUUAUUAUUGUCAUAUAAAUUCAAACAUGUAUUUUUUUAUUAUAAUUUUAUUAUUUUAAUACAUUAUUAUAUAUUACAGGUUUAAAGAUACUAUAAUAACGUUGAAUUAACAGGUAGUUGACGCUAUGAUGUGGAUACGAUAUAGUUAAAAAAAAGAUAACCAAUAUUUAGAAAUAAAUAAUAUUUCUAAAAUUGA
This is a messenger RNA of Temnothorax curvispinosus, 8049 nucleotides long. RefSeq names its product hypoxia-inducible factor 3-alpha (gene sima). The transcript has 14 exons. The record is from RefSeq and is a predicted model, not a curated record. NCBI's taxonomy places the organism in Eukaryota, Metazoa, Arthropoda, Insecta, Hymenoptera, Formicidae. Gene Ontology annotation, biological process: regulation of transcription by RNA polymerase II; cellular response to hypoxia. Gene Ontology annotation, cellular component: cytoplasm; transcription regulator complex; nucleus. The coding region runs from base 1366 to 5904 and encodes 1512 amino acids. Gene Ontology annotation, molecular function: DNA-binding transcription factor activity, RNA polymerase II-specific; RNA polymerase II transcription regulatory region sequence-specific DNA binding; protein dimerization activity.